AUGGGAUCCAAGCUUCACUUUCAGAGCAUCAAACACGGUCCUCCGCUCCCCCACCACGACGAUAUCAGGGCGUACAAGCGGGAGUAUGCAGCAGCUCUAGACGAGAAAGACCCCCUCAGAAGGUUUCGUGCCGAAUUUAUCAUUCCGUCAAAGAAGGAUCUGCUGAGGAAGAACCUGUCCGAGUCAGAAGGAGAUGAUCAAUCGGAUCCACGCUGUAUAUAUCUCUGUGGAAACUCUCUGGGCCUUCAGCCGCGAAACAUCCGCAAAUACAUUGAUCAAUAUCUGCGAUCGUGGGCUAUCAAGGGAGUAACAGGCCAUUUCGUCUCGCAUGAAGAUGCUCUUCUCCCUCCGUAUCUACACGUGGACGAUGCAGGCUCUAAGCUUCUUGCUCCAAUCGUAGGAGCCUCGCCGAGUGAAGUCGCGCUCAUGGGGACCCUGACAGGUAACUUGCAUAUAUUGAUGAGCAGUUUUUACCGGCCAACUACCGAACGAUAUAAAAUUAUUCUUGAAGGCAAGGCAUUUCCCAGUGACCAUUAUGCCGUUGAAUCCCAAAUUCGGCUGCAUAACCUAAACCCGGCCACCGCUAUGGUCCUCAUUGAGCCCGAGGAUACCGAAAGGCCUAUUCUAAGCACCGAACAGAUUCUAAAAGUUAUUGACGACAAUGCAUCGGACACAGCUCUGGUGCUUCUACCAGGCAUUCAAUACUACACAGGACAGUACUUCGACAUCCCCCAGAUCACGGCCCAUGCUCACUCAAAGGGGAUCCUCAUCGGAUGGGACUGUGCACAUGCAGUUGGAAACGUUGAAUUGAAACUCCAUGAUUGGGAAGUCGAUUUUGCGGCAUGGUGCCAUUACAAAUACGUCAAUAGCGGGCCGGGGGCUAUGGCAGGCCUGUUUGUGCACGAAAAGCAUGGCAAGGUCAACGGCAGCUCGACCAACGGUGAAGAUGAUGCUUACCGUCCCCGUUUGGCAGGCUGGUGGGGUCAUGAUAAAGCAACUCGCUUCCAAAUGGACAAUAACUUCGUCCCCCAAGAAGGAGCAGCAGGCUACCAAAUCUCCAACCCGUCCGUCCUCGACCUCAGCGCCGUCGCCUCCUCGCUCGAAAUCUUCAACCAAGCCAGCAUGCCAGCCCUCCGGCAAAAAUCACUCCAACUCACAGGCUACCUCGAACACCUCCUCCUCAAAUACCCCCUCGACAACCACGCGGACGACAGAAACAAAAAGCUAUCAUUCUCAAUAAUCACGCCCGCAAACCCAGCCGAGCGCGGCGCCCAGCUCAGCAUCCUCCUGCAACCGGGUCUGCUGGAUAAAGUGCUCGAAAUCCUGGAGGAGAAUGGCGUGGUGAUUGAUGAGCGGAAGCCGAAUGUAGUGCGUGUUGCGCCGGCGCCGUUGUAUAAUACUUUUACCGACGUGUGGGAGUUUCAUCGCGUUUUUGUGAUGGCUUGUCGUGAGGCUGUUGCCGCGAGGGAUGGAUAA
Molecule: messenger RNA, 1476 nt
Organism: Talaromyces atroroseus
Lineage: Eukaryota; Fungi; Ascomycota; Eurotiomycetes; Eurotiales; Trichocomaceae
Product: Kynureninase 1
Exons: 4
Coding region: 1-1476 (491 amino acids)
Biological process (GO): NAD+ biosynthetic process
Cellular component (GO): cytoplasm
Molecular function (GO): pyridoxal phosphate binding; kynureninase activity
Source: RefSeq, a predicted model, not a curated record